Molecule: messenger RNA, 789 nt
Organism: Chara braunii
Lineage: Eukaryota; Viridiplantae; Streptophyta; Charophyceae; Charales; Characeae
Source: the annotation of a GenBank genome assembly
CCGGAUUCUGUGGUCCUUAGAUUGAGUCAGUAGGUUGAGUCAGUCAGGGGGAGUAGAGUAAGUGGUGAGGAGUGGAACCGUUGUUCGGUUGUGCACCAGACACCAUGGUUGACACCCGUAGUGGGAAGAGUACUGCCCCCUACACCCAAGCUCAAGAGGAGCAAGCCGCCGCCAUACUGAGGGAGAGAAGGGAGAAGGAGCUUCUCAAGCAAGCAAAGUUGAAGGUGAUAGCGAAGGAGCAGGUGACGAAGAAGAAGAAGUUGGAGGAAGAGAUGAGGAGAUUAGAGCAGGAGGAGGGAGAGAAGAGGAGGGCUGCUGAAGAAGAAGCAGCAACAGAGGAGGAAGAAGUAGAAUGCGUACCCCUCGACAGGAGACGCAGGGAAGCACGAGGGGAAAGCAGUGGCACGAAGGGAGAGGAUGCGUGGAUGGCGAAAAAGAUUAGCGAGUGGGUAACUAAUUUAUCCCUGGGGGAGGAUGAGGAGGCACUGAUGUACGUGCCUCGGGAGGAGAGAGAAGCAUUCGCUAGGGAGCUGGAAGCGAUGGAGGACCCCCUAGACCGCCAGACAGCAGAAGAUGAAAAGAGAUUGGAGUGGAAGUUGCGGCUGACCAAGGAGAGGAAGAGAAGGAGGGAGGAAGCCAACCGGGUUGCUAGAGAGGUGGAGAAAGUCCGGGCUUGCAGACAAGAGGUGCAGGCACAAGCAGAGACCUCGCGAAGUUAGACAAGAUUCUGGGGUACCUUGAGGUUCUGAGCGAGGCCUGGCUUGAGGAGCAUCGGGCCAACAAGGGUCA